Humulus lupulus (European hop) is the source of this 2238-nucleotide messenger RNA. RefSeq lists its product as uncharacterized. The record is from RefSeq and is a predicted model, not a curated record. NCBI's taxonomy places the organism in Eukaryota, Viridiplantae, Streptophyta, Magnoliopsida, Rosales, Cannabaceae. The transcript is spliced from 6 exons. Gene Ontology annotation, molecular function: protein heterodimerization activity. Bases 76 to 2019 code for a protein of 647 amino acids.
AAUCCGGUAAUCCACUUAAACCCAAAAUUCGCAGUCUUUUGUUCCCCAAUAUUCCCUCCAAAACAGAAGAGAAAAAUGGCUCUCUUGGGGGACGACGGUCGUGGUUACGAGCUGGCUCGGAAGCUUGAGACUUUCGGGGUAUGGCGGUCAUGGCUCGGUGACUCUUGCUACACCAACUUCUUCCAGUUCCUCAAUUCCCCAUCCACAUGGGAAGCCUUUAUGAGAGUCGACGACUCCAAAUCUAGGGCUCAGAUCCAACUCCAACUCAGGGUCCGUGCCCUUCUCUUCGACAAAGCCAGCGUCUCCCUCUUCCUCCGUUCCAAUUCCUCUUCUACACCUUCUCCUUCGUCUCUCGCCAUUUCCAAGCUGAAUCCAACUUAUUUGCAGUUACAUGGUGACGACGUGUACUUCACUCUGGAGAAUUCUUCCUCAAAUGGGGGGGCUGCUGUUCCUCCCAAUGGGGCGGCGACAUCUAAGAUACAAUCAAAAGCGUCAUUUGGUGUUGGAUCAAGAUAUGGGGAAUCUGAUAUUGAUAAUAUGCAUCAAAGACAUAGAAAUGAAGAACUUCCUGAAACAUGGUAUAAUCAAUUUAUUGAGAGCUAUAGAAUUAACAGACCCUAUAGGUUGUCACUGGGUGACCAAGAAUCAGAUAAACGGACAUCUGACGAUAUGUAUACUUUUAUUAAAUUUCUUGAGAAGCAUAAGAAAAGACGUAUGGCAUUUAAGGAAGAUCAGCAUAUAGGCUAUGGAAAUCUGGUAGGAGAAAAUUCAUCUUAUGUGCGUCCAAAUUCAGUUUCAGAUGGAAGUAACUCAGAUGAUGAAGAAUUGGCUUUUUUCCCUGAAAUUAUGUGUACAUUCAACAGUGUUCCUGAUAGUGCUCUCCCAGCAACAGGUAGAAUAGAGGAGAAACAUAAAAUAGAGUUCUGUGGAGUUCUUGACACCUUGCCUCGGGCUAUGACUAGGAGUCCUGUUAUGAUUGAGAGGUUUGGUAUGAAUCCUUAUGUCAGUGUGGAAUCUGGAGCAAAUUCAUAUCAUGGAAAUAAUGGGUCUGGAGUAAACAAGAAAUGUCUUGGCCAAGAGCAAGCAUCACAGUUGUCUCAACAGGUAGUGGCCCGGAUGUUGAUAAAUAUGGGGUUUGAAGGUUCCACUGAAGUUUCUAUUGAAAUCUUCUCUCAGUUGAUGAGCUGUCACAUGACCAAGCUAGGUGGAAUCUUGAAAGUUCUUGCUGAUAGUUACAGAAAACAGUGCCCAGCUGUUGAGCUUCUCAAGAUGUUCCUUCAAACUGUGAGAUGUGAUUUUGGAUCUCUUGCCGAGCAUGUCAAGGAUGGUUCCAGGACUUCUGUUCAACAAAGCCAGCAGCAAGUUCAUGGGAUGCAGUCACAGAUAAUGCCACAAGCUCAGGCUGCACUUCGACUACAACAACAAAUUUCCAGACAAAUGAAUCCCCAGAUGCAGCAGUUAGUCCAUUCCCAAAGCUUGGCUUAUCAACAGCAACAACAGCAGCUGCAGCAGCAGCAACAACAGCUGCAGCUUCAGCAACAGCAGCAGCAACAGCUUCAGCAGCAGCUUCAGCUUCAGCAACAGCAACAGCUUCAGCAGCAGCAACAACAGCUGCAGCAGCAGCAGUUAGAGAGAAUGCGAAGACGGCAAUCAUCUACUCCUCGCCCGAGUAUGGAUAUAGAUAAGGAUAGACCCAUGGUACAGGUCAAGAUUGAAGCCGCAUCAGACUUGCCAGUUGAUAGUAAUUCCUUCAACAAUAGAAAUCCACAGAUGCAGUUCAGGCAGCAGCAACAAAUGGCUGGAAUCUCAAGUUUUGCAAUGUCAAAUGUCCAUGGCCAAUCCAGUACUCAAUUUAGACAGAUGAGUUCCAUGCAGAUUCCUCAAAUGCAGACACAGAACAUGGGCAUGGUGAGGGCUCCACCGGUGAAGGUUGAAGGUUUUCAGGAAUUGAUGGGUGGAGAUGCUACACCAAAGCAUGAUUCAGAAGAAAAUAGGCUGACUUCUCCCUCAAGUAAAUAGUUUUGUAUUUGGUAUUUUUUAGUUCCAACGCAUUACUUGCCAGUGCUGACCUCACUUUGUCCUGCAGUUAUUAUUGUCAUUAUAGAUUGUUUUUGCAUACUAACAAGCUACCAAAGAUGCAUGUAUAGUUAAGGAUCAACAUUAUUGGAAGCAAGUUAGUUAAAAUCAUUGCCUUAAUUAUUGCAUGGAAUAAAGUUAGUCUUGAAUUGUUCAACACAA